Entrophospora candida is the source of this 3006-nucleotide messenger RNA. The record is from the annotation of a GenBank genome assembly. Lineage: Eukaryota; Fungi; Glomeromycota; Glomeromycetes; Entrophosporales; Entrophosporaceae.
AUGACUGAUUUUAUAGAGUCUUCAAAAGAACAAACCGAUUGUGACACUGCUGCUGAUUCGCUUACAUUAGGUCAAUUAAGAAAAAUUGUCAAACAAUUUCCAAAUAAACAAAAGACGAAGGAAUUCGGGUUCAACUAUUCUGACUGUGAUGUCAUCUCUAAUGAAAUUGAUGAAUUCUAUAGUUAUGUUGAAAUUCGACAAUGCCUCGAUAAUAAAAAAGAGUUUGAAGAUGGGUUUAAAGAUUCUUGGAUCCCUAGUACAAUAUCUGAGCGUCGUACAUAUAUAGAGUAUUUGUUGGAAAUAUUGGAUUUUAAAGAUCCAACUAAAAGACUUUCAGCAGCUAAACAACUAUUAUAUAUUGCACAAGGUGUGUUUGGUGAGACAUCAUCAAAAGAACACCAUAUUGAAAUAAUCAUUGAAAACAACAAACUUUUGUGGAAAUCUGGCGCUCUUUUAUCAUACUUUCAAGCAUUGAAAAUGACUUGUCGCGCACAUGAUUAUUAUAGUCGUUUGGAUAAUGUCACCGAUAGACAAGCAUACAUAGAUGAUGUAAACACUGAAAUUGGGUUUUAUUUAACAUUAAUGUACAUGCUAGUUGAAGUUAAUCUUUCUGAUGAAAAUUUUGGGAAUGAAUUAAUUGACCUUGAUCCUCCAAUGACAGUUUUUCUUUUUGAGACUGUUGCUUCUUUGAGAGAAAAAGACAAAAAUGUUAAAGGAUAUCCUGUGAAAAAGUUGUUACUUUUAUUGUGGAAAGUUAUCUUGGCAAGUUUAGGAGGAGUAGAUGAUAUUAAAAAAAAAAAGGAUGCUAUGAGAAUGCUUAAUGGAUUACCUCCAGUAAAUAACAAUAAGGAAUUUUUAACAAAAUCAACUCCCUUUGAUUAUCAAACUUUUCAAAGCGAAGCUACUCAAAAAUACCCAACAUAUGCACCACCUCCAUUUCCUGCACAAAAAGAAUCCUCGAAUAUUUUUUUUUAUACAAACAACAACAAUAAUAUUAAUUUUAGCACCAAUAGUAACUCUAGCGAAAUGUCGACACAAAACAACAACAAUAAUUCCAACGCUAAUAACAGUUCAUCAACAAAAUCACGUAAACAACAGUUUCAAACAAAUCAAAGACAACCUUUUAUUUUUCCAUUUUCAAAAUCUGAGCCAACUAUACCAAAAUCAAUUAUGGAGGCUGGUGAUCUAUAUUUAAAAUUCAUGUACACAAGUCUAUCGGCGAUCCAAUCUCGGAAAAUUAAGGAAGAAAUGAAACUAAAUCACCCUGAUUUUAAUAUCAAUGGAUCAAAUUAUAAUGAAAUGGAAGGAAUUAUAAAUAACGAUGCUUCUUUACCCCUUCUUGAUAAUAAUGAUUCUGUUACACAAAAAGAUAAAGAAAAAUUGGGCAGAAGGUCAAUUCUUCCGUAUAUGAAUAACAUAGUUGUCGUGCUUCUGAAACUUUUAUUAGCAACAAUAUCAUCAAAUACUAACAGCAGUAAAGGCACUGAAAAUAACGAUCCUCAAAAAGGAAAUGCUACAAAUAAUUUUAAUGCAUUUACAAAUGGUAAUAAUGUUGAAGAAGUUGAUAUCAUAAGACACCGAGAAAUUACCUCUAAAGCUGUAUCAGCAAUCUUAUUAUUGAUUCUUAAACAUUUAAAAGUAUCUCACGUGUUAAAAUUUGAAUAUCUUUCACAAUUAUUGAUUGAUUCAAAUUGCCUGCUUCUCAUAUUAAAAAUGUUUGGCUUACAAGAUAUAAGUGUAUCCAUCAAAGCUAAGAAUGAAGUAGAAGAUUUAAAUUUCUUUCAUUAUUGUCGUAAAGUAAAAGAUAAUCCUAUCCAAACAUUAGAAAAUAAUUCAAUAGAUAACUUUAAUUUCACCGGUAACAACAAUUAUUCUGAAUGCUCAUCGCCAUCAUCAAAGGUCCAAGGGCGAUCAGAAAAAAAUGGAAAUUUAAAUCUUGAUGAGAUUAAUGAUGUUGAUGAGGUUCAAUCAAACUACAACAGUGUUGAAGGUUACAAUGAAAUAAACAUGGAAAAUAACAUUGAAACUAUUAUUGAUUUGGAUUUUAGUUGGAGAAAUUUUUUUACAGCUAUAAAUUUUCUAAGGAUAGCUCAAAAAUUAACUAAAAAAAAGACACACAGAAUUUUGUUAUUAGUACAAUAUAAGUCCUCCGCCAUUCUGAAAAAAAUUCUCAAAGUGUCACAUCCAACAAUGGAAUUAUAUGCUUUAAAGGUAUUAAAGAAUCAAAUGCCCUUUAUUGGAAGGAAAUGGCGUCAAAAUAACAUGAAAUUAAUUACAGCAAUUUACCUAAAAUGUCGACCAGACUUGAGAGAUGAAUGGAUCUCUUCGCCUGACCCACAGGAACAAAAUCUUCGAGCAUUGGUAAAAUUUUAUAACGAUAAAUAUUAUUUUAUAAAUUAUGAUGAUCAUCAAUCAAAUGGUAUUCAUCACAAUGGUUACGAUGAAGACUCUACAGAAAUAUUUCCACCACACUAUACCAAACCUUUAGAUCAUGCCAAUUCAGCCUAUAUAGAUGAUAUUUUAUUGGAAAAUUCAUUUAUCGACAAUUGGGAAAAUUGGCUUCAGGAGGAAGUUUACAAAUUUUCUCUUUCUAAGCCUCAUCUUGUAAAUAUAGACGAAUUCUAUAAUGAUGAAUAUAGCACUAUAAUAGAGCAGGUUGGUGAUGGAUCAGAAUGGGAAAUACCACCAACACCGCCAUGUGAUGACGUCAAUGAUUGUUUUUCAAAUAUUGAAUGGAAGAAAUUCUCUCAGGAUGAUCUUGACGCUUAUGAAAGUUCCUUCAAGACUACUACCAAUGCUACCAAUAAAUAUAAAUCCAAUUAUAUUAAUUAUAUGGAUGAUGAUGAAAUUGAUAAUAAUUUGGAAAAUGUAGAUUUAUCUGAACAAAUACAAGCGGAUAUCGAAAUUAAAUAUCCUUGGCCUGAUGAAGUAUUGGGUCCACAUGCCACAGACGAAGUAAUGAUUUACGAGCCUAUAUCAUAUAAAACCGAUAUUGAAGACGAAUAA